Messenger RNA from Humulus lupulus (European hop), 1916 nucleotides. Its product is annotated as CBL-interacting serine/threonine-protein kinase 6. The record is from RefSeq and is a predicted model, not a curated record. Lineage: Eukaryota; Viridiplantae; Streptophyta; Magnoliopsida; Rosales; Cannabaceae. Gene Ontology annotation, molecular function: ATP binding; protein kinase activity. Bases 464 to 1789 code for a protein of 441 amino acids. The transcript has a single exon. Gene Ontology annotation, biological process: signal transduction; protein phosphorylation.
GAGUUUAAAGAAGAAAAAAGAAAAAGAAAAGCAAAAACCAACGCCGCCUCUUCUCUUGUCGGGAAGGGUUAUUCGGUUUUGAAAUCAAAGAAAGAAAGAAAAAAAAGCUUAUCAGGCUUUUUCCAUCUCUACAUAUCCGGCGGAGAAGUCCUUUUUUAGGGAAUGCAGAGAGAUGAGAGGAGCUUUGUUGAGGAAUCCUGAGCUUAAUUCUGGGCGUGCCAAGAAGUGCAUCGGCGGCAGGAAUUGCCACCGUAAGCACGUUGAAGACGGGUGAUCAAUUCGAUUUUCUCACCACCUUCUGUUCUAGUUUUCUGGGUCGGUUUCGAAUUCUCUCUAUCGAAACUCGGCUAGCUCUGUAGAUAUAUCUUCUCUCUUUAUUUUUAUCAGUACCCCAGUUGUUUGUUUUUCGUUUUAAGUGUCUGUAUUUAGUUUUUGGAUUGUUUGAAAGCAAAAAAAAAAAAAAAUGGUGGAAACGGGUGGUUGUAAAGAUGGGAACUCGACUUUGCUUCAUGGGAAAUACGACCUCGGUCGACUUCUGGGUCAUGGAACCUUCGCUAAGGUGUACCAUGCUCGGAACUUGAAGACGGGAAGGAGCGUGGCGAUGAAGGUCGUGGGGAAGGAGAAGGUGAUUAAGGUUGGAAUGAUGGAGCAAGUUAAGAGAGAGAUCUCUGUUAUGAAAAUGGUGAAGCAUCCCAAUAUCGUUGAGUUACAUGAAGUUAUGGCUAGUAAGUCGAAGAUUUACUUCGCUAUGGAGCUAGUUAGAGGUGGAGAACUCUUCGCUAAGAUUGCUAAAGGUCGGCUUAAAGAAGACGUGGCCAGACUCUACUUCCAGCAACUUAUCUCCGCCAUAGAUUUCUGCCACAGCAGAGGUGUCUACCACCGUGACCUCAAGCCCGAAAACCUUCUUCUCGAUGAAGAUGGCAACCUCAAAGUCACUGACUUUGGGCUCAGUGCCUUCUCCGAGCACCUGAAACAAGACGGUUUGCUCCACACCACUUGUGGAACCCCAGCCUACGUGGCUCCUGAGGUCAUCGGGAAAAAGGGCUACGACGGCGCCAAGGCUGAUCUCUGGUCUUGUGGUGUCAUCCUCUAUGUCCUCCUCGCCGGGUUCCUCCCAUUCCAGGACGAUAAUCUUGUCGCCAUGUACAGAAAAAUAUACAGAGGAGACUUCAAAUGCCCACCGUGGUUCUCUUCGGAGGCUCGCCGUUUGGUCACCAAGCUUCUUGAUCCGAACCCGAGUACCCGAAUCACCAUCGCUAAGAUCAUGGACUCUUCCUGGUUCAAAAAAUCAGUGCCCAGAUCUGUACGGACGAAGGAGGAAGAGGAAAAAGAGAAGGAGAAAAAGUACGACGAGAGCUACUUUGAGAAGACGAAGAUGCAGCCGGAGACCCUUAACGCUUUCCACAUCAUAUCUUUAUCGGAGGGUUUCGAUUUAUCGCCGUUGUUCGAGGAGAAGAAGAGAGAAGAGAAAGAGGAGCUAAGAUUCGCGACGACGAGGCCGGCGAGCAGUGUGAUAUCGAAGCUGGAGGAGGUGGCUAAGGCGAUGAAGUUUAAUGUGAAGAAGAGCGACUCUAGAGUGAGGUUGCAAGGUCAGGAGAGUGGCCGGAAAGGGAAGCUAUCCAUAGCUGCCGAGAUCUUCGCCGUUACGCCGUCGUUUUUGGUGGUGGAGGUGAAGAAAGACAAUGGUGAUACACUUGAGUACAACCAGUUCUGUAGUAAGGAGCUCCGGCCGGCGUUGAAGGACAUCGUUUGGACCUCGGCGGCGGCGGAAAAUUCUCCGGUUAUUUGAUUAUUUUCCGGCCAGAAACCCAAGAUGAAAAAAAAUCAUAUUUGUUUAAUUAUUGUCUCUGAAUUUAGGAAAUGAAAUUUGAAACAUUGGGACUAUGAAGAAAAAUCCAAUCUUUGUGUUUCUGUGA